UUGAAUAGUGUUGCUUUGGAUGAAUCACUUGAAAAUUUAUUAAAAAAAGAGUUAGACUUAUUUGUAAAUGAUAAAGAUUUCUAUGAAAGAGUUGGAAUGCCUUAUAGACGUGGUAUUUUAUUAUAUGGAAAACCUGGAACAGGAAAGACUAGUUUGAUAAAUGCUAUCUCUUCACAUUUAUCUCGUAAUAUCUAUUUUUUGAAUCUCAAAAAUAUUACGGAUGAUAAUGAAUUAAGUGCUGCGUUUAGUGAUGUUCCCGAGAAUCAAAUUAUUGUACUUGAAGAUGUCGACACUCAAACAGAUGUUCUUCAUAAACGAUCAAAAAAUUCUUCAUUCUCUACGAAAUCUUCCAAUAAAGACAAAGAUUCAAAAGUUAAUGAGUCUUCAAAAUUCAGUUUAUCAACAUUUUUGGGAUGUUUGGAUGGUCAUACCUUAUCAGAAGGAAGUAUCAUUAUUAUGACAACUAAUCACAUUGAACAUCUUGAUCCUGCUUGUAUUCGUCCUGGUCGUAUGGACGUGCAUCUUAAUCUUGGUUAUUGCUCUCAUUAUCAAAUUAAAAAAAUGUUUAAA
Rhizophagus irregularis DAOM 181602=DAOM 197198 is the source of this 570-nucleotide messenger RNA. The record is from RefSeq and is a predicted model, not a curated record. NCBI's taxonomy places the organism in Eukaryota, Fungi, Glomeromycota, Glomeromycetes, Glomerales, Glomeraceae.